AUGGCAGUCAUAUUCCCCUAUACUAGCUCAAGGAACUCAAGUUCUAAAUCCUCUUACACUGUAGUUGGAAAGUACUUUUCUCAAAAGAGUGUCGUGAAACCAUUCCAGGUCAAGGUAGACACAUCCACAGUCCGCCUCGUGCUCUUCCACCAAUCCAUAGCAUCAUCUUUUAAGAAGAAUGUGGCUAUCAUCCUCUUCUCUAUCUCAGAGCACACCAUCAUCUCAAACAGUUUUAUUUCUGAUAUUAGAAGCAAUGCAGAAACGAGUGGUCUGGUUCAGUUACAAAAGAAGCUUAUUUCUAGAGUGUUCGGGAGAGAGAUUGACGUAGGGGAUGUUCAUGAAGGAGACACGAAGAUAAAGAGUUUUUUAAGUCGCAAAAAGGUUCUUCUUGUUCUUGAUGAUGUCAAUCAUUCAGACCAGUUGGGCUACUUGGCUGGAAGGGAAGAUUGGUUUGGUUCUGGAAGCAUAAUUAUCAUUACAACUAGAGAUGCUCACCUGUUAAUUGAUCAUGGAGUGGAGAGAAGAAGAGAUCCAAGUGUGUGGGAAAGUCAGUUGGCAAAAUUGAGAAAAGUUUCUAAUGCAGACAUUUUCAAGAAACUGAAAAUAAGUUAUGAUGAUCUAGACGAUAAUGAGAAGCAAAUCUUCCUAGACUUGGCAUAUUUAUACGUAGGCGGGCUCGGGAAAGAUAUUGCAACAAAGUUACUUGACACUUGUGGCUUUCAUGCAACUGUAGGAAUACAGGUACUUGUGGACAGGUCUCUCUUAACUAUUUCAAAUGCAGGAACAGUAGAAAUGCAUGAUUUGCUCCGAGAAAUGGGCGUACAAAUUGUUCGCCAAGAAUCUGCUAAGGAGCCAGGCAAGCGCAGUAGGUUGCAACUUACAAAAGACGUUAUUGACGUCCUCGGAAGAAAUACAGGAACUGAAGCAGUGGAAGGCAUCGCACUAUAUAAUUCCAUCGCCAAAUUGCACUUGUCUCAAUAUUCCUUUUCAGUGAUGAAAAAUUUGAGGUUACUGAUUCUUAAAUGUGCUCCUGUGCACCUCUCCGACGGGCUCAAGUAUCUUCCAAUACAUGCAAAACGCCAGUUGCCACCAAUGUUUACAGAGAAUUAUUGUCAUGGCAUUAUUGACACUAUGAAAGUCGAUGGACAAGAGUCUGAGUUUAUAGAGUAUCGGUUUGAUCACAUACGAGCUCUGUCGGAUCACCUUUGUUUUCGUACUACAGCAAUGAUUCCCCUUCAAUGUCUUCAUGCUUUGGGCCAAGGCUUGGUUGUGAAGAAAUUUGGGGCUCGUUUAGUAUAUGAACAAGAUGUCGCAGAGUUGAACCAAAGCAAUGGUGACAUUUCUGAUGUGGCAGAGGUUAACGAAAGCGACACUGGCAUUUUUUAUGACGCUUUGAAAGUUCUUCCUUGUGAUUCUGGGGAAGCAGCAGCUGUAUCACAUACCAUUUCCAAGAGAGGACCUAGUAGUGGAGGUGCGUUUUCUUUUUAUAAGGAACCUCAGCCUGAUCUUCUGGAAACAUUAAGGACUGGGAGGGUCCAGACCCCCCUCCCCUCUACAUACCUAAGUGAUCUAAUUAAGCUUUAUCCCAAGCGAGGCGUUGGUGGGUGGACAAGGAUCUGGCAGAAGUAG
Argentina anserina (silverweed cinquefoil) is the source of this 1629-nucleotide messenger RNA. Its product is annotated as TMV resistance protein N-like. Bases 1 to 1629 code for a protein of 542 amino acids. The record is from RefSeq and is a predicted model, not a curated record. Gene Ontology annotation, biological process: defense response. Lineage: Eukaryota; Viridiplantae; Streptophyta; Magnoliopsida; Rosales; Rosaceae. Gene Ontology annotation, molecular function: ADP binding. The transcript has 6 exons.